Messenger RNA from Helobdella robusta, 1121 nucleotides. RefSeq lists its product as hypothetical. The record is from RefSeq and is a predicted model, not a curated record. NCBI's taxonomy places the organism in Eukaryota, Metazoa, Annelida, Clitellata, Rhynchobdellida, Glossiphoniidae. The transcript is spliced from 6 exons. The coding region runs from base 77 to 625 and encodes 182 amino acids. Gene Ontology annotation, biological process: cilium assembly. Gene Ontology annotation, cellular component: microtubule cytoskeleton; cytoplasm. Gene Ontology annotation, molecular function: GTP binding; GTPase activity.
AGUAAAAUUUUUCAGUUUGUUGUCAAGUUAAUCGUCUGUAAAAUUAUCUGUCCAGCAAAAACUUUUUAAUCCAAUUAUGGGUCUUUUAUCGCUGCUAAGAAAGCUGAAGUCAAAUCCCGAGCAAGAGCUGCGAAUCCUCCUGCUUGGAUUGGACAAUGCUGGAAAGACAACUCUAUUGAAGCAGUUGGCAUCUGAGGACAUCAACCAGAUAACUCCAACUCAAGGAUUCAAUAUAAAGAGUGUGCAGUCGUCUGGAUUCAAGUUGAACGUCUGGGACAUCGGUGGUCAACGUCGCAUUCGACCUUAUUGGAAGAAUUAUUUUGAGCACACAGAUGUCUUGAUAUAUGUUAUUGACAGUGCUGAUAGGAAAAGAUUUGAAGAGACUGGAAUGGAACUCGGCGAACUGCUUGACGAGGAGAAGUUGACAGGCGUCCCCCUCCUGAUAUUCGCCAACAAGCAAGAUCUCGUCAACUCAGCAAAGGCCAGUGACAUUGCCGAAGGUCUGAAUCUUCAUUCCAUCAGAGACAGGCACUGGCAAAUCCAGCCAUGUUCUGCUGUUACGAGUGAAGGGGUUAAGGACGGUAUGGAAUGGAUGAUGAAGAAUGUGAAGCAUAAAACAAAAUGAUCAUCCUACAUCAUUGCAUCUUUAGACCAACAUCCAACAUCAUCAACAUCCAACAUCAUCAACAUCCAACAUCAUCAACAUCCAACAUCCUCAACAUCCAACAUCCUCAACAUACAACAGCAACAUCUAGUUUCAUCCAAACAACAACAACAUACAACUACAACGCACAAAACAAUUUUAUUUUAUUUCCUUGAAUCAUCACGACAUUUUGUUUUGUUAGAAGUUUUUUGUUUAUUUAUUUUGUGAUUACCGAAAUAAUUUUUUAUUAAAUGUUUCCAAUUCAACAAACUGUAAUCGAUGUUGUCAGUUAGGUCGAACAGUUAGCUGCUUGAUUGCUUUCACGCAUUCGUUCUGCCUGUAGAUUUGUUGACAAUUUAAUUUGCUCGCAUUGUAUAAUUUUAUAUUAUUUAGUUAAUUCGUCAGUUCUUUUGUCUGCAUUCAUCAUAGUCACGCACAAUUAGUUAGCCCUGUUUAUUAAUAUCCUUAUGAUAAACUC